Molecule: messenger RNA, 2128 nt
Organism: Erinaceus europaeus (western European hedgehog)
Lineage: Eukaryota; Metazoa; Chordata; Mammalia; Eulipotyphla; Erinaceidae
Gene: PPWD1
Product: peptidylprolyl isomerase domain and WD repeat containing 1
Exons: 11
Coding region: 41-1975 (644 amino acids)
Biological process (GO): protein peptidyl-prolyl isomerization
Molecular function (GO): peptidyl-prolyl cis-trans isomerase activity; protein binding
Source: RefSeq, a predicted model, not a curated record
CCUGGCUGUGGUGUGGCGCCUUUUUGACGAUUUGGACAACAUGGCGUCGGAAGGAGACAAUGAUUCACAGCAGAGAAGGAGGAAGCGCCGAGACACCGAGGAGCUGGAAAAAACGGAGCUCAGCGAAAGGGAGCUGACAGGGGCGGUGACCCAAGAGAACGAAGAGGAGAAUGAGGAGCGCUGGGUUGGGCCAUUACCUGUAGAGGCAACAUUGGCCAAGAAGAGGAAAGUUCUUGAGUUUGAACGAGUCUAUCUUGACAAUCUUCCCAGUGCAUCCAUGUAUGAGCGCAGUUACAUGCAUAGAGAUGUUAUCACCCAUGUGGUGUGCACCAAGACAGAUUUUAUUAUUACUGCCAGUCAUGAUGGACAUGUUAAGUUCUGGAAAAAAAUAGAAGAGGGGAUUGAAUUUGUUAAACAUUUUCGUAGUCACCUGGGAGUUAUUGAGAGUAUUGCAGUUAGCUCUGAGGGAGCAUUGUUCUGUUCUGUGGGUGACGAUAAAGCAUUGAAGGUGUUUGAUGUAGUGAAUUUUGACAUGAUCAAUAUGCUGAAGCUUGGCUAUUUUCCUGGACAAUGUGAGUGGAUCUAUUGCCCAGGGGAUGCUAUAUCAUCAGUUGCUGCUUCUGAAAAAAGUACAGGAAAAAUUUUCAUUUACGACGGUCGAGGAGAUAACCAACCACUUCAUAUUUUUGAUAAGCUCCAUACAUCACCUCUUACUCAAAUACGGCUAAACCCAGUUUACAAAGCAGUAGUGUCUUCUGACAAGUCUGGAAUGAUUGAAUACUGGACUGGACCCCCCCAUGAAUAUAAAUUCCCCAAAAAUUUGAACUGGGAAUAUAAAACUGACACAGAUUUAUAUGAAUUUGCCAAGUGCAAGGCAUAUCCAACCAGCAUAUGUUUUUCACCUGAUGGAAAGAAAAUAGCUACUAUUGGUUCCGAUAGAAAAGUUAGAAUUUUCAGAUUUCUAACUGGAAAACUCAUGAGAGUCUUUGAUGAAUCUCUAAGUAUGUUUACUGAACUGCAGCAGAUGAGGCAACAGCUACCAGACAUGGAAUUUGGCCGGCGAAUGGCUGUAGAACGUGAGUUGGAGAAGGUGGAUGCAGUAAGAUUAAUUAAUAUAAUUUUUGAUGAAACUGGACACUUCGUGUUAUAUGGAACAAUGCUGGGCAUUAAAGUUAUAAAUGUAGAAACAAACCGGUGUGUGCGGAUCUUAGGCAAACAGGAAAAUAUUAGAGUGAUGCAAUUGGCUUUGUUCCAGGGAAUAGCCAAAAAACAUCGCGCUGCAACUACUAUAGAAAUGAAAGCUUCUGAAAAUCCUGUGCUUCAGAAUAUCCAACCUGACCCAACAAUAGUCUGUACAUCUUUCAAGAAGAAUAGAUUUUAUAUGUUUACCAAAAGAGAACCAGAAGAUACGAAAAGUGCAGAUUCUGACCGAGAUGUUUUUAAUGAGAAACCUUCUAAAGAAGAAGUCAUGGCAGCUACUCAAGCUGAAGGGCCUAAGAGAGUUUCCGAUAGUGCCAUCAUCCACACGAGCAUGGGAGACAUUCACAUCAAACUUUUCCCUGUCGAGUGCCCCAAAACUGUGGAAAACUUCUGUGUUCACAGCAGAAAUGGAUAUUAUAAUGGUCAUACAUUUCACCGUAUAAUAAAGGGCUUCAUGAUUCAGACAGGAGAUCCGACAGGCACUGGCAUGGGAGGAGAAAGUAUAUGGGGAGGAGAAUUCGAAGACGAAUUUCAUUCAACGUUACGACACGACAGACCAUAUACACUCAGCAUGGCCAACGCAGGAUCAAAUACUAAUGGAUCCCAGUUUUUCAUAACAGUAGUGCCAACUCCUUGGCUUGAUAACAAACACACAGUAUUUGGACGAGUGACUAAAGGAAUGGAAGUUGUACAGAGGAUCUCCAAUGUCAAAGUCAACCCCAAAACAGAUAAGCCCUAUGAGGAUGUCAGCAUCAUAAACAUUACUGUCAAAUAAGAGUUGUUUUAUUGUAUGUUUAAAUAAAAAUAUACAUGUAUUUAAAAGGACUCUUACAUUAAGAAGCUCUUAAGAUUUGCAGGACUUACAAAGUAUAUUUCAAGAAUGUAGUUUUCUAUUUUUUUACUUUUCAUUAAAGUCCUUAAAAACUGC